AUGCCUCCUCCAUAUUCUGGUGUUGCAUUAUCUGAAAAAAUCAAUGCAUUAAUAACUGAGUGGGGGAUUGUGAAGAAGUUGUUUUCUAUUACUUUGGAUAAUGCUUCUACAAAUACUUCUUUUGUUGAGAUUUUGACGAAUCAAUUGAACUUUAGAGGUCUUCUGUUGAUGAGUGGCAAGUUUUUUCAUGUGCGUUGUUGUGCUCACAUUUUAAACUUGAUAGUCCAAGAUGGACUUAAGGAAAUUGAUUCGUCAGUGAUAAAGAUCCGUGAGUGCAUCAAAUAUAUAAAGGGUUCUGAGGGGAGGAAACAAAAGUUCUAUGAAUGUGUUGCACAAGUAGGGAUAAUGGGUAGUAAGAAAGGAUUGAGACAAGAUGUCCCUACUAGAUGGAACUCAACUUAUACCAUGCUUGAGAGUGCACUUUUCUAUCAUCGUGCUUUUAUUAAUUUAGGAUUGAUUGAUUCCAAUUUUAGUAGUUGUGCUUCUACUCAAGAGUGGAUUAAACUAGAGAAGAUUACCAAGUUUUUGGGGUACUUUUAUGAUGUUACAUGCUUAUUUUCUAGGACAAAGUACCCCACAUCAAAUUUAUUCUUCCCUAAGGUGUUUAUAAUACAACACCAAAUUAAGGCAGCCAUGGAAGAUAAUGAUGGUUUCAUGAACAAGAUGGGAACUAAUAUGAACAUGAAGUUUGAGAAGUAUUGGUCAGAGUACAGUUUAAUUCUUGCAAUUGCAAUUAUUUUCGUUAUAAGUUGCAUUUUGUGGAGUGUGCUUAUACCAAGCUUCAUGGAUUUUGAUAAUAGUUACAAAAAUGGUCCAAGUACAAGUAGGAAAAAUGAGUUGCACAAGUAUUUGGAUGAGGAAAGACUAGAUAGAAAGCAAGACAUACAUGUUCUUUCUUGGUGGCAAAUGGAGCAUUUUCAUUAUCCGAUACUUUCAAAUCUAGCUCGUGAUGUAUUAACAAUUCAUAUUUCUAUGGUUGCAUCAGAAUCCGCUUUUAGUGUUGGUGGUAGAGUACUUGAUCAAUACUGUAGUUCAUUAUUGCCUGAAAUUGUUCAAGCUUUGUUGUGUACUCGAGCUUGGCUUUUUGGCAAGGGAGCUAUGGAGGAAGAGAAUGCUACUGUAGAAAGCCUUACUGAAGAUAUCUUCAAACUUACUUGUCAAGAUACUAGAUCCAGACAAAGCUCCAAUAGUAUUUCUCUUGAAGAUUGA
This is a messenger RNA of Prunus mume (Japanese apricot), 1209 nucleotides long. Lineage: Eukaryota; Viridiplantae; Streptophyta; Magnoliopsida; Rosales; Rosaceae. The record is from RefSeq and is a predicted model, not a curated record.